AAGCAAUAUAGCGAAAAUUUCCAGCCUAGGCCCAUGUUAAGCCUAAUACCAAUCUUCAUAGCCGUAGCGAUGAUGAUGAUUCCAAAGACGGGUUCAGUAUAAACAUUCUGAAAUUUCAAGGGUCGAACAAACAUCAUGAAGAUGAUUUGGAGCUUCAAGGCCAGCAAAAGCUUGUCAUCGCACAAUAAUAACCUACCAGAUAUGAGAUAUAGAUAUAGCAAUUACUCCCUGAUAAAGAUAUAUAUAGAUGCUGUAACUCUUAAUGCAUGUAAACAGUGAUGAGAAAAAUGUAGUUCACUCGUUAGUACUGAAUCUUAUGUGCUUUCCUAUGUUUGUUUGAUGCUGUAUUCUCUGCAGCGUUUUUUAUUGCAUUGGCUAUUGGUUGGAUAUAUGAGAUAUAAACAUCAUUACAUUUUUCUAAUCACUGUUUACAUGCAUUGAGAGGAUCUAUAACUUUAUUAGGGAGUAAUGGUUAUAUCUAUAUCUCAUAUCUGGUGGGUUAUUAUUGUGUGAUGAUAAGCUUUUGCGGGCCUUACAGCUCCAUCUCAUUCAUGAAUUUUGUUCGACCCUUCCGUCUUUUGAUUCAUCAUCCUCGCUAGGGCUGUGCAGAUUGGAUUAGGCUUGGCAUGGGCUUGAAUUCUUGCAUGAAUUUGCUUUAAUUUUUAAUCGCUAAAAAACAGAUGCAUGGAAAGUAAGCCAGUCACGGUCGGUCUGUAGUUUAUCGGACAUGGUCGGCCCUCAGAUUUUUGGACCACUAUAUAACGUUAUUUAUUAGGCAUCAGCAUAAUUAAUUGUUAUUAUUGUUUUUUCUGUCAAUGGUAGUCAUUGUUGAAGAUUAGUACGUAUACCAUUUUAUUUGUUAGAAUAUUGAUUGAUUUUUUUUUUUUAACUUGAACAUGUAUAUGUAAAUACAUUGAAAUCAGCUUGAUGCAAGUUGAAUAAGAUUUUUAUAUAUAUCCAGUUUAAUGCAAGACAAAUGAAAACGAUAGUAAAGAACCUUGACAUAUCAUUUCUGAUCAUCAUAUACUACUUCAUUAAAAUUUGAUAAGCUUGUUAAGAUUGACGAAAUAGAUAAGAAUCAGUUGUGGAAGCAUGACUUGCUAAUAUUGGCAAAAGAAACGUUUCUAAGACGAAAAGCAUGGCUGAAGUUGGAUAAAUUUGACCACGUAUGUUUCAUAUUCAAUGUAAAAGAAAAACGUUUUUUUCAAUUUAGUAUUCUAAUGGGUAGAUAUGAAUUGUUGAUACUGAAUCCGAUGAAUAAUAAAGCUAGGUUUACUUUGUUCGUUAAUAACAUUCAUGUAAACAUUCGUAAAGUCUAUAAAUAUUGUUUUACCAAUGCUUAUGUUUCUACUUAACCAUGUUUUUAUUUGUUAUUAUCAGUUUUUAAUCUUGGCCAAACGAUAGUUUUAACUUUUAUCUGGUGAUGACUUAUGCAUGGUCCUAUUAAAAACUAUCAAUGCAUCUAUUUGCCAAACGUAUCAAUGUACCAUUCUAUCUUGAUGUUCGAAUUCACAUAACCUUUGCUUUGGUGUUUAAUAAAGAAAGAUACUUAGCGUGUACAUAAGGGACAGCUUUUCACAAAAGAGCUUUGAAUUACGUCAUAUCUUUUAGUUCACAUGAACUUAAUUUAUAUUUUACUUCCAUAUAUCACUAUAAUCGCUAUUUUCCAGAAAGAUUUGUAAUCGCAUGAUCACUACAGAUUCAAUAACUAGUCGAUUUUAAUGUGUACAUAACAUGGUACUUGUUAGCUGAAAUUAGAAAUGUUUUCAUAAUUUAAUCAAAAACCAUUUUCUUCAUCCAUACCCUACCAAAAAGAAUAUCUUGAUCGAAUGGCUACAUUAAUAUAGAGUGUUAUUCAAGGAAAAUUAGGCAAGAUUAUCGUAAUCCCAUAAAUUCUGUUCACACAUUAUAUUAUCCAAAAUAAUACUCUAUAUACGUUCAUUUAUUAUAUUUUUGCUUCGUAGAUUAUCCCUUUCCCAAUGUCUUCCUUAUAGAAGCAAAGAACAAAGGAGUUCCUUGAAACCAAAUUUCCCAAAAUAUGUUAGGAUUUAGAUUGCUCUUUAAUUUCUUCUUUUGCCUUUGUAUUUCUUAACUUACUCAAUUUCAUUCAAAAUUCAAUGGAAGAUCUUAACACAUUUGCUGCUGACUGCGUCGUUGUAUCAUGUUGCUGCAACUGUCUUGUUCUCCAAAUCGUGAUCUUCAUCUUCCUUGGGCUUCCUCAAAAACUGAUCAAGAACACAAGAAAAUGUUACGCAAAAUGGGGCAUAAACGGAAGAACAAAAAGAAUGGGGCUCGAUUAUGAAUGUCGAGGAAACACCGGGGUCGAUUGGGAAUGGAGAAAAGAGACUCUGAGUAUAGAGAUGGAGGGCUUUGGAUGUAUUGAAGAAGUUGAAGAGGCUUUAGAGGAGUUUUCAAAGAAUGGUGAGUUUUUGUUUGGAAGCUUCUGGCGAAAAGAGAGGGUUCAAAACUUGUCAAUGUCAAGUUGUGUUAAUGAAAACUUUGACCUAAAAUUUGUAAGUCGUUAUGAGAUAACGAAGAAAAUUUCUACUCCUUGGAUUAUACAUUAACAACUUCACAUAUUGAAAUUAGUGGAAAUAAAAACAGCCCUUUUGUCCACUAGGUUGGGGUUUUGCUUGUUCCCAACUUCAGAGAUCCGUAUUUUUUCAGCCAUGUUCUGAUCAUCAUAUAGUUAACAAAUGACAUGCUUUGUGAAAAUUUUAUAGCAUGGACACUCUUUUAAUAUCGACUCA
Messenger RNA from Brassica rapa (field mustard), 2750 nucleotides. RefSeq lists its product as uncharacterized. Lineage: Eukaryota; Viridiplantae; Streptophyta; Magnoliopsida; Brassicales; Brassicaceae. The record is from RefSeq and is a predicted model, not a curated record.